Molecule: messenger RNA, 1134 nt
Organism: Suillus clintonianus
Lineage: Eukaryota; Fungi; Basidiomycota; Agaricomycetes; Boletales; Suillaceae
Product: putative formate/nitrite transporter
Exons: 12
Coding region: 148-1026 (292 amino acids)
Biological process (GO): transmembrane transport; nitrite transport
Cellular component (GO): membrane
Molecular function (GO): high-affinity secondary active nitrite transmembrane transporter activity
Source: RefSeq, a predicted model, not a curated record
CUGCGCACGAGAAUCUAGUUAUUUUCGUACUCGCCUGACCGUGACAGUCAGGAACCUCAUUUGUGAACAUAUAAAUGCAGGCUAUGCCGCCCUUUCAACUCUCGCAGCCCCCUUGGACCCCAUUGCCCGCACACCACCAGUACUCCAAUGGACACUUCAAGCACUCUCAAGCCGGCUGAAGUCGCUGUUGCUCUGGUCGAGCAAGCUGUAAUCAAGCACAACACCCGCCUUGAUAAGACCUUCUUCAAGGCGGUUCUUGCCGGUGUUAUGUUGUCCUUCGGUGGUCUCUUUGAUCUCAUUAUCAGUGGUGGCUCUCCAUCUCUGUCAGCUUCGAACCCAGGAAUUGUAAAGGUUCUCGGCGGUUUUGUAUUCCCCGUCGGACUCGUUAUGAUUGUGCUCCAGGGUUUCGAUCUGCUUACGAGCAAUCUUAUGAUCUUUCCCAUGGCUGUAUUGAAACGAGCGAUUCCUUGGUGGAGCAUUCCCGUCAACUGGACUGUUGUCUUUUUCGGCAAUCUUGUUGGCAGUCUGUUCUUUGCAGCAAUCCUUUCGAAAUAUGACGGACUGAUGACAUCUGAUCCCUACGCCUCAUACAUAAGAUCAUUCGCCAUCACGAAAGCUAUCACGCCUGGCUGGUACCAGAUUUUGAUUCGCGGCAUUGGUUGUAACUGGCUCGUUUGCGUAGCCGUUUGGCAAGGAGUGGGGGCCAAAGAAACUUACUCGAAAAUCAUUGCUAUAUGGUUUCCCAUCUGGAUCUUCGUGGCUUGCGGAUUCGACCACGUUGUUGCAAAUAUGUUUUCACUCCCGCUGAGCAUCAUGCUUCACUCUGAGCUUUCGACCGACCUGUACAUUCGCAAGUCGCUAAUCGCGUCUUUGAUCGGUAACAUUAUUGGAGGACUCUUCGUGGGCUUGCCAGCCGUGUAUUUCUAUCUUGGUGACUGGCACGCCGGCGGCAUGCGCGAUGCCGAGGAAGCCCGUGUUAUAGAGCGUAAAACCUCGGACCCAGCCGUCUCAGAAAGGACCGCAUAGGCGGACCUCCACGAGAUCACCUGCUUUGGACUUAUUAUUUUCUCAUGCAUUGGACGACUAUUUAUGGCUGCGGUGAGAACGCAUGCCAGGCGACACGAUCUACGAAUC